CUGCGGCCGGCGGGAGGGGCGGGGCCGGGUCAGCCGGGGCGGCCGCGGGACAUGACUGCCGGUCCGCAGGCGGGGGGCGCGGGCGCCGAGGCCCCGUCGGCAGAGCUGCCCUCCGGGCUGGCCAGGCUGCUGUCGGCGCUCUUCUACGGGACCUGCUCCUUCCUCCUCGUGCUGGUCAACAAGGCGCUGCUGACCACCUACGGGCUCCGCGCCAAAGCCUCAUUUCUGCACAAGCGCCUGGGCUUCCCUGCCCUCGAGGUCCCAGAGAGUUGCUCCCGGGAGCCACGUGACUCCCUUCCCGCCCUCCUGGGCUGGCGCGUCUGCGCAGCCUCAGUCCGCAUUGCGCGUCGAACAGACCUGAGGAAGGACUCCUGCCUGCUUUCUCCUCCGCUCUCCGCGUCGUGGGGAGAAGCUGUGAGCUGCGAAAGGCUCGACCUGGUCCGCGCUGCCGACGGCGCGAGCGGAUGUGGGAAGUAUGGUCCAGCUCAACAAGUGGCCUUGCCUGUUGUGGUCACCACGAUGGCAGCUACCAUAAUGAUACUGUAUGUGUCCAAGUUAAAUAAGAUAAUUAAUUUCCCUGAUUUUGACAAGAAAAUUCCCAUAAAGCUGUUUCCUCUGCCUCUCCUCUAUGUUGGAAACCACAUAAGUGGAUUAUCAAGCACAAGUAAAUUAAGCUUGCCGAUGUUCACUGUGCUCAGGAAAUUUACCAUUCCACUUACUUUACUCCUGGAAACCAUCAUACUCGGGAAGCAGUUUUCCUCGGACAUCAUCGUCAGUGUCCUCACCAUCAUCCUGGGGGCUUUCAUAGCAGCUGGUUCUGACCUUGCCUUUAACUUGGAAGGCUAUGUUUUUGUGUUCCUGAAUAAUAUCUUCACAGCAGCGAAUGGAGUUUAUACUAAACAGAAAAUGGACCCAAAGGAGUUAGGGAAAUAUGGAGUGCUUUUCUACAACGCCUGCUUCAUGAUUAUCCCAACUCUCAUCAUCAGCGUCUCCACCGGAGACCUUCAGCAGGCUACUGAAUUCAGCCAAUGGAAGAAUGUUCUGUUUAUCAUACAGUUUCUUCUUUCCUGUUUUUUGGGGUUUCUGCUGAUGUUCUCUGCAGCGUUGUGCAGUUGCUACAACUCAGCCCUGACGACCGCGGUGGUGGGAGCCAUCAAGAAUGUAUCUGUUGCCUACAUUGGGAUGUUAGCUGGUGGAGAUUAUGUUUUCUCUAUGUUAAACUUUGUUGGGUUAAAUAUUUGCAUGGCAGGGGGCUUGAGGUACUCCUUUCUAACGCUGAGCAGCCAGUUGAAGUCUAAGCAACCUGUGGAUGAAGAAAACAUCCCUCCAGACUUGAAGAGUUAGAAUCUGGGGCCAAAUAGCAGACUGACCUGCAGAUGGGUGUCUGGGGGCCAUUCCCAGAUGUGGAAUGUGAAGCCAGAUGUUUUGGUGUGACAUUCACCCCCCACCUCCCCGUUUAAGGAACAGACAGGAAUGCCUGCAAAUUGCUGAGUCUCCGCCUCAUAUGCCACUCUGCAAACAGCCUUCCUUGGCGCUGAGAAAUGCAUCUGCAGAGCCUUACCAGAUGAAAGUGAACUUCUUCAGAAUAAACCUUUGGUUAAGUGAUUGUCUCCAAGGGUCUUGCAUGGGUAGAGCGCUGACCUUCUGUUCACCCUUCAACAUGUCUGUGCUGUUGUUUGUGAGGAUCCUGUGUGCUUAAGAGGAGGGAAAAGGUUGGUGCUGUGAGGGUUAUUAUUUUCUUAUCAGCACCUUGGCCUUAGUGCCAGGUUCCAGCCAAAGCAAAGUGCCAGUGAGAACAAUUUUUCCAGUUUAAACAGACAUAUCUUUAUUUUAAUGAAAUUAGUCAAUUAACUGAAAAUAAAGUUGUUAGUUUUGAUUUGAUCUUAUGUGUUGGUAUCUUUUCCCAAUCAUCAAAAUAAAAUUAAUUUAUAUGCAUGCCUCA
Molecule: messenger RNA, 1942 nt
Organism: Manis javanica (Malayan pangolin)
Lineage: Eukaryota; Metazoa; Chordata; Mammalia; Pholidota; Manidae
Source: RefSeq, a predicted model, not a curated record